This is a messenger RNA of Cylicostephanus goldi, 321 nucleotides long. The record is from the annotation of a GenBank genome assembly. NCBI's taxonomy places the organism in Eukaryota, Metazoa, Nematoda, Chromadorea, Rhabditida, Strongylidae.
AUGGCCAACUUUGGAGCAAACAAUCAAGAGAAUGCAGGUCCAGAGAUUGGAUCUAUGCAAAUGCUUACCGUACCCGAAGCUAGCAGUAUGGGUCUUGAAUACCAAUGGAUGACCAUAGCUGAAGGAAAAAGCGGUUGGACUACAGUUCAUGUUGGAAACGCAGCACCGGUGAUAAUCGUCGAUGAAAAAGGCAAUGAAUACUUGGGCAAUUACGAUCUAUCCAAGGAUAAAGCUUCUUUUGGCUUUGGCGGAAAAGAAAAGAUUUAUAUGGGAGGAAAAGCUUCGGGAUUCAAAGUGUUGCAUAAAAGAAGAAUCAAUUGA